UCGCGCAACACGCACUUGGAUCAUAUCUAUCGUUAUUGUUCUAUCACACAUACACUCAGUUUUUGCUUUUAUUAUUCUAUCCGUGUUGUGUUCGCUCUUUCUCUCUCCCUCUCUCUCCCCGUACUUCGGCCUCUCUCGCAUUCACAGUGGACUCCAUCCUCCGAUAUGACCUCUGCCGCGGGAUUCUUUUGUCUUCCAGAUUAUGUUUCCAUCCCGACGAUAGAAAACUCUUCCUCCAAUUCUGUCACUUCACUCUUUUUACCUGAAAAAUUCCUAAAGACGUGACUCGUGUACAUAACUUAAAAAAUAUAUGUGUGAGUGUAUAUAUCCAUAUAGAAAAAAAAAGUUGAAGGUGUAUAAUAUACACACACACACACACACAAAUGCAUCCUUCUACAAACGCGCACACAUACAAACGUUAUCAAGGUUAUAAUAUGCCUCGAAACCAAAAAGAUAAAUACGAUAACAAUGGCUCAAGUAGACGUAUGCAUUCAUAUAUGUCACCAGAAGACCUGGCGGCCGGGAAAAAGUCUCUGUGGACAGAGAUGGAGAUAACAGGGACAAUUCGCAAUCUAAGCCCGAACCUCUUCAAGUUGACCAAUCUCACUGCACUCUACCUCAAGAAUAACCUUUUACUUCGUUUACCAUCUGACAUUAGCACACUCACCAAUCUGAGGAGUCUAGAUAUAACAAAUAACAAAUUGCGGACGCUACCUGCUGAAAUUGGAGAUCUUAUUAACCUCAGGGAGUUGUUGUUGAGCCACAAUAAUCUUCGGAUGCUGCCCUAUGAGAUGGGGAAACUGUUCAAUUUGAUGGUGCUGGGCUUGCAAGGAAAUCCUCUAAAUAAGGACAUUAUGUCGAUAUACACUGAACCCAAUGGAACAUCAAAGUUGCUUACCUUUAUGUUGGACAAUCUGCAAGUUACAACGCCUGCUCCGCCGCAGAGGCCAUGGAUUCCUCUAACUAGGCCCACCAGAGACCAUCCCACCUGUCUGUUCACGGUGAUGUGCUACAACGUGCUCUGCGACAAGUACGCCACCCGACAGAUGUACAGCUACUGCCCAAGUUGGGCGCUUAGUUGGGAUUACCGGAAGAAGGGUAUCAUGGACGAGAUCCGGCACUAUGCGGCAGAUAUCAUCAACCUGCAGGAGGUGGAGAUGGAUCAGUUCUACAACUACUUCCUGCCGGAGCUCAAAAACGAGGGCUACGCGGGCAUUUACUCGCCGAAGUCACGAGCCAAAACCAUGGCUGAGAACGAGCGGAAAUACGUCGAUGGAUGCGCAAUAUUCUAUAGAGUGUCAAAGUUUACGCUGAUAAAGGAGCACCUGGUUGAGUUCAAUCAGUUGGCGAUGGCCAAUGCCGACGGGCUGGAACACAUGCUCAAUAGGGUCAUGCCCAAGGACAACAUUGGUUUGGCCGCCCUUUUGCAAACAACGGAAGCCGCGUGGGAAAAUGUUCCGGACAAUAUGACCAUGCCUGCUCAACCUGUGCUGGUGUGUACCGCGCACAUCCAUUGGGAUCCAGAGUUUUGCGACGUAAAGCUCAUCCAGACGAUGAUGUUGAGUAGUGAAUUACGUUCUAUUUUAGAGGAGUCGGCGCACACGUUGCGGGUCGCCAAUGAAAACAUGAAUUUGGAUGCGAGUAGCAUUCAGCUUGUUCUGAGUGGCGAUUUCAAUUCCUUGCCGGAAUCUGGUGUCAUCGAAUUUCUAAACAGGGGCCAAGUCUCACAGGACCAUAAGGACUUUAAAGACUUUAGUUACAAAUCGUGUCUAGAGAAGAUAUCCGGCUGUGAUAAACCCAACGAGUUCACACAUUCCUUCAAGCUAGCGUCCGCAUAUAGUGCCGAUAUUAUGCCCUACACCAAUUACACAUUUGAUUUUAAAGGUAUAAUAGAUUACAUAUUUUAUUCGAAACAAACGAUGACGCCGUUAGGUUUGUUGGGUCCACACAACGCGGAUUGGUUGCGGGAUAGCAAGAUUGCAGGAUGCCCACACCCCCAUAUAUACUCCGAUCACUUUCCGCUCCUGGUCGAGCUGGAGAUGGAGUCGACGGUGGGACCCCCGCAACAGCAGCAGAUAAACGGAAUCAUAAGCCAUAGUAACCGGCUCCGCAGGUAGCGACCGAUUAUGACCUAUGACGACGAUGACGACUACACGACUACUACCAACAACAACAAUAGCAAUUAGCCAUUGUCGCCUUGCUGUCUUGUACCUGGCCCCAUCGAGAAGAAGAAAACAAACAAAAAACAUGAUAAAUGUAAUACUAAGUAACAUCUGCGACGACGACGACAGAUCAAUACUUCAAUUCAAUCAGUCCGAAAUCACUUCAGUUUCUUUUAUGAGUUUAUAUGUAUAUCCAAAAUUAAUUAUCUUCAUUAUUAUCACACCAUACAAUUUUGGCUCACGUGGUACCUGACAUAUUGAUGAUGAUCCCAUUACAAUGAAAACAAAGCAAACAAACAAACAAAAAAUAAUAAUACUAAUAACCAGAACACAUUAUAAUAAUAAGAAGACUAAUUAUUAAGACGAAUUUGGUGAAGAAGGAUAAGAAGUUAAGAGGACGAAGAUAAGAGAAUUAAAAGCAUGGAGAACCUCACAGACACAAAACAAUUACUUAAGAAAAAGUUGAAUUAAAAAUAAAAAUAAUAACAAACAAAACUAACAAAUAGACUUUCCUGCCGGUAUUAAGCUAUGCGCACACAAAUUAUAUAAGGAAAAGAGUUAUGUACAGUUACUUUGAAUACGAUGAACCCGAAAGUACGACAGACGCGUUAUUUUUGUAAAAAAAGAAGAGAUGCAAUCCAGAUGAUAAAAAAAAUAAUAUAUAUAUAUAGAAUAAUACGGACUACUAUCGUGUCUACAUUCGCAGAGUAUUUAAAUGAAAUUAAUUGAAUAAAUGAAUGAUCGAAGGGGGAUAACGAACGGGCGUUUGGAGCGCCGCGAUUAGAUACAAAAAAAAACAAAUAUGGACAAAAGAGAGAGGAAACUAAAUGAAGAAGUAUUAUAUAAAUAUAUCAAGUGCAAGAAUAUUUUAAUAAGAAACUGUUUAAAUAAUUACAAAAAAAAAUUAUAAAAAAAUUAUAAAUAUAAAGCAAUGCGAAUAUUGUGUAUAUAUAUAGGAGAUAUGUAUAUGAGAAGAAUGGCAUGCAUCAUCAUAAUCAUCAGACAAAACAAAACUUUUCGUUUCCCUCAUCUUCAAUCUCUCUCUCGCACCUUGUUUUUACAUGACAUAUGCAUAUAUAAAUAUUAUUGUUAAUUAGGUUUCUGUUGUGUAUAUUGUUCCGUGUUGGUGUCAACGUUUCGAGGGAACGGUGUCAUUUUGGAUCAUCGUCUCAAGACUACGAAAUUAAGGAAUCGAUCCAUCGGCAUACAAAAGAAACAAAAGAACUGCGCCGUUCCUUCGCACCAUCUUGUACCUUUUACUUCUUUGUAUACAUAUAUAAUUAGCGAUUAUUUUAGCGAAUUGACGAGGAAUAUUUAUUAAAGCCAUUCGAGGAGAAUACUUCUUACUAUAUUAAUUUUAUUUUUGUUUCUCGAUUUGUAAUAAUAUUAUAACUAUAUAAAUAAUGUGUAUAUUGUUUAAUUAGCGCGUAUAUAAAUAUGUACAUAAGGGUAUAAUCACUUACGACCUGGAUAGAUCGAUUUAUUAUUUUCUAUUUUUUUUUUCGUUUUAGUUUAUUAUUUUUAUUCGCUUGCGUCCCGUAACUUAAUUUUAAUUGUUACUUUGCGUGCGUUUGCCUUCGUUUGUAAUUAAUUUCGUUCGAUUCACGUGAUAAUUUGUGAUAGAUUCUCUUCCCGGUUGCGUUUUAAUAAAUGUUUCGAACUCGAGUCUUAAUCUCUGUAAAGCGAUUAUAUUAUAAUAUAUAUACAUAUUUGUUAGUAUCCGCUCUCUCACCUCUACAUUAUUUAUAUAUAUAUAUAUAUGCAUAUACAUAUGUAUGUUUAUUUUUCUGUACAUUUACUUUUAAUUCGUGCGCAUAUCUGAGUUUUUUUUUGUUUGUCUUUUAGUUUGUAUAAUUUGUGCAAAAAGAAACCUAAGAUUCGAGUCAUUUGUAGCAUAAACAUUUGUAAAUUAGUUUUAUUUCUGCUGUUAGUAUCAUCAUCAUACUUGUUGUUUUUAACUGCGGUGAGGUUUCACUUCGAGACUCUAGGUAAACAAAUUUCCGACUUCGCAUAGCAAAAUACUCAGUUUUAAUUAUGUUUAACCCCAUUCGCAGUGUAGGCGAUGAACGAACGUUGCUGCUUUUUUUUUAAUUUUAUUUCAUCCAUUUACAUGUUAUUAUCUUUUAUUAUUAUACUCUUUUUUUUCUUUCAAUGGCAUAUUGUAUGUGCGUAAUGAUUAAAAGGAAAAGAACAAAAAUGCAAUUUAAUCAACUUUUUUAAUUUCCAAUCUUUCUUCUACUUAGAUUUUCGUAUUUCUACAAAUAGUCUUUAUAUUUGCAGAUAAUUUUCGUUUUCAGUUUUUAACUUAUUCGUUUCGUUCUUUCAGUCUUUGCUUCGCUUAUCCGUGUGUGUGUAUGUAUGCAUGUGUGAAUGCGUUUUAUGUUGCAACAAAAAGUCCUUCUCGUGUGCAUGCGAAUGAUGGCCUAAAGGGAAUCGAUUUCACCGUUUCAACAAUGUUUGUCUGUGUUUUCCGCUCCACCCGCUCCAAAUCAAGAGUAAUACAAUAUGGAACAACGAUUAUCGGUUUAGUUAAUGUUAGGUACUUAAAAAAGAGGGGAAGAGGGAAUGUGCGAAAAUAAAAAUAUCUCAAGUUUAGAACCCUAGACGCUUCCUCAUUUUUUCGACAAAAUUCUGCGCAAUACGUCGCGAGGCAGGGAUUCAAUAUUCACAGUUUCUUACCUUUUUAUGUCGAUUUUAGGGAUGGUGUUGUGUUGUUUAGUUAUUAAUUGUUUAUUAAGAUCUCAUAUGUUUCCUUUGUAAGUUUUAUCCCACUUUUAUCAAUCUUUUUGGACAAGCCGGAAGCCCAUCCACUCUAAUCGGAUUGAAACCUGUGUUUUCGGGUCCAUUCGAGCCGAUGGUCGUCCUGGCCCUAUUUUAUUAUUACAUUUUUGUUUCAGUAGUGCUUGUUAUGGUAACGGACAAUGGUUUUUAUUUUCACUUAUUAAUAUUUUUUUUAUUAUACAAUAAUUAAGUUAAUUGUAGAUGUUCUACAGAUAUUUAUGUACCAUAGGAUGAGAAAAAAUACAGAAAUAAAAAAAUUAAGAAUAAA
Molecule: messenger RNA, 5211 nt
Organism: Nicrophorus vespilloides
Lineage: Eukaryota; Metazoa; Arthropoda; Insecta; Coleoptera; Silphidae
Gene: twin
Product: CCR4-NOT transcription complex subunit 6-like
Exons: 9
Coding region: 384-2117 (577 amino acids)
Biological process (GO): nuclear-transcribed mRNA poly(A) tail shortening
Cellular component (GO): cytoplasm; CCR4-NOT complex; nucleus
Molecular function (GO): poly(A)-specific ribonuclease activity; protein binding
Source: RefSeq, a predicted model, not a curated record